Molecule: messenger RNA, 576 nt
Organism: Cylicostephanus goldi
Lineage: Eukaryota; Metazoa; Nematoda; Chromadorea; Rhabditida; Strongylidae
Source: the annotation of a GenBank genome assembly
AUGUGUUCGUUGAGGUGUUCACUGGACGAGUCGAUCCUGCCACAUCCCACUUACGAUCUGCAAAAGGGCCUUGUCUAUACGCCGUCGAAAGCAUUCAGGUUCACAAAAUCUCGACGAGUUCACUUCAAUUGUAUGUUGUCGGUAUGCCAUAAAAACGAUGAAGAUUGCAUGAGAGAAAUCCCGCCUCGAUGCUCGCGAAUACGGAAACGUCAGUUGUCCAGCAGUGAGAUUUCCGUGGAAGAACGACUGGAGCAAAUACGAGCUCAGAUGAAUGCGAUGAACAAUUUGUCGAACAAUUUGGGUUUCGAUGAGUUGAUUUUCGAAGAUAGUGAAGUUAGAGGCAGUGAAAAUGUGGUAUCUCGUCCACUUCUGAUCAACGAUGAGGACGAGUUUGAACAGCAAGGUUUCUCACCUCAGCCGUGUUUACCGUCCAAUUAUGUACACUGGAUCUACGCAUUGCUCAUUACUAAUGUACUUUCUAUACUUGUGGCUGUAUUGGCAUGUAGUAAUCUCUUAAAGAAUUAUUUUGCCAUAGAUAUUGUCACUACAAGACACAAAUAUCGGUGUGCAACGUAG